GGCCUUGGAUUUGGUAUUGGAUUCCUAAACGAAACACCAAAAACACAAGCAAUGAAAGAAGAAAUAGAUCAAUUAAACUUUAUCAAAUAACUUAUAACUCAAUAAUACAACAUGAUUGAAAAAUGGGCAAAAGAUCUGAAUAAACCUCUUGGGCAUAUACGUAGGAGUGGAAAUGAGAUGACAUACAAAUGACUGCCAUCCAUGCACAAUGAAGAUGCAUACCAUUAGCCAUUUGGGAAACACAAAUCAAAACCUCAUGAUACUGCUUCAUAUCCAUAGGGAUGGCUGUAAUUAAAAAUAUGGAAAAUGUGUGGAGCCGAACGUGGUUUGCUCCAGAGAAUAAGUUGAGUACCAAAGAACCCGAGAUUAGCGUUUCUUCAGACAAUGCAGUGAUAGUGCUGGCCAAAUCUCCAGGGAGCCAUGGACAUUGGCGAGAGUGGUUUUACGGUUUAAACAGCUGUUCUUUGGAGGAAAGGUUAUUUGUCAGUGAAGUAAAUGUUAAUGAGUUUCUUGAAGAGGUCCUGAACCCUCCAUUCAAACAGACAGUGCUCCCAACCCCACCAUUAAUUGAAGUUCUUCAGGUUACUGAUGAGAAGAUUCAAAUUCAUGCAAAGAUACAAGAAUGUAGUAAUCCUGAUCAGCUUCGAGGAAAGGAAAAAAGAAUCAAUGAAGGAUGUCCUCUAACUGAAAAUGAAAAUAUAGAACAUCUUACCACUUCUACAAUUGAUUCUGAUUCAUCUAUAUCAGUUAAAUCACCAGAAAUAGAUAUUUGUGGUUCAGUUGCAGGCUUUCAACAAGAGCCUCUUGAUGUUUCUCAGAUGCAACUAGGAAAAUCUCAGCCACUUGAGGCAAAAAUGGAACCUCAAUUUGUAAAAGAAAAAAGUGCUACUUAUUCAAAUGAGGAAGAUAAUUUAAAGGAACCAGUCAUAAGUGAAGAAAAACAGUUAGAUGGAGAUCACCAGUCUUCAUCACUGAACAAAACUGUAAUUCACAAUACAACUGAUUUUGAUAGCAUAAAAGAAAUCAAUAUGCAGGAUGGCAGUGUCCAGAUUAUUAAAGAUCACGUGACUCAUUGUGCAUUCAGUUUUCAGAAUUCUUUGCUGUAUGAUUUGGAUUAAUUAAACGUAAUUUUGGAAUUUGAAUGUUAAAAGUAAAAAAUUGGGGGAUCUAAAAUAUUUUGUUAACUAUUAAAACUAAAGCUAUUCAACA
Messenger RNA from Heterocephalus glaber (naked mole-rat), 1209 nucleotides. Lineage: Eukaryota; Metazoa; Chordata; Mammalia; Rodentia; Bathyergidae. The record is from RefSeq and is a predicted model, not a curated record.